AGCCCUGGGAAACCAAAGAUCUGCCUGCCCCCUCACGCUGAUUCCUGAUUGGUCACUAAAGCUGUCUGUUUUGACUUGGUGAUCUGCGCAGGCGCAGAAACGCAGCGGGCCUGGGCAGUGUUGACGACGCGGAGCUACCCGAUCCGUCCAAAAUGGCAGAAGUGGAGGAGACACUGAAGCGACUUCAGAGCCAGAAGGGAGUGCAGGGAAUCAUCGUGGUGAACACAGAAGGCAUUCCUAUCAAGAGCACCAUGGACAACCCCACCACCACACAGUACGCCAACCUCAUGCACAACUUCAUCCUGAAGGCCCGGAGCACCGUGCGUGAAAUUGACCCCCAGAAUGACCUCACUUUCCUUCGAAUUCGCUCUAAGAAAAAUGAAAUUAUGGUUGCACCAGAUAAAGACUACUUCCUGAUUGUGAUCCAGAAUCCAACUGAAUAAGCCACUCUCUUGGCUCCACGCAUCAUUUCUUAAUUUAAUGCCCCCCAAGAAUAAUAGUGUUAAUCAUGUCAACCAACUGGCAGGUGGAAAUCACCUUAGAGCCCAUGCAGACCAAUCCAGUGACCAGUGUGGGCUGCAGCUCCACCCCACCCACCAAAGGCAUCCCUCUGCUGGCCAGUUCCCCUGAGUUCCCAGGAGGGCUCUUCCCUCAAGUCCAGGUUUCGGAACAAGAGCUUAUGAGAGGCCCACACCCUGCUUCCUCCUGACGUUCGGUUCACUUUGUUGUCCUUGGAAAAGGCUGCUUUUCUUUAACUAAAAAUAACUGAAACUUG
This is a messenger RNA of Myotis myotis, 775 nucleotides long. It is a transcript of the gene DYNLRB1, whose product is annotated as dynein light chain roadblock-type 1. Gene Ontology annotation, biological process: microtubule-based movement. NCBI's taxonomy places the organism in Eukaryota, Metazoa, Chordata, Mammalia, Chiroptera, Vespertilionidae. The record is from RefSeq and is a predicted model, not a curated record. The transcript has 4 exons. The coding region runs from base 153 to 443 and encodes 96 amino acids. Gene Ontology annotation, cellular component: centrosome; cytoplasm; cytoplasmic dynein complex. Gene Ontology annotation, molecular function: dynein intermediate chain binding.